AUGGCACGACGUCGAGCCAUCCCCACGCUCUGCCGCCGUUGUCACGGAUCGAGCUAUAAUCCUGGCGACUCCUUGUCUUGCCUCGUGACAGAGAGCACGAUCCCGGUUCACCACGCCACUCCACCUCCCGACCACCUCACUGCAGUACGACUGUCACAUCAGAUCCCACCGUCAAGCAUGUGGCUCAACCACACAGACAUCCGGUUAGAGCAUCUUUGCAGCCUCACGAUAUGGUGGUUGCCACAGCCUUGUAGCAACACAACCAUGUUGCCAGAUCUAGCAGCCACCACCAACUCGGCCUCACGGCCGGUUUGA
This is a messenger RNA of Prunus armeniaca (apricot), 315 nucleotides long. Lineage: Eukaryota; Viridiplantae; Streptophyta; Magnoliopsida; Rosales; Rosaceae. The record is from the annotation of a GenBank genome assembly.